AUGGAGAAGAAGGUGUCCGUCGACCUGCAGCCAGAGAAUGAGGGUGGCUUGAAGGAGCUGGUGCUCAGGUGGUUCAUUGAGACGCAGACCCAGGCUCUCAUCCUCAGCAACGGAAACUUCCCGGACUGGUUUCAUGGCUUUGCUGCGAGAAAGGAAGCAGAGGACUUGCUGAGAGAUAAAGCUCUGGGCUGUUUUCUCGUUCGCCUCAGCGAUAAAGCCAUCGGUUAUAUCCUGUCCUACAGGGGCCUUGACAGGUGCCGCCAUUUUGUCAUCACGCAGAAGCAGGACGGCCACUUUAUCAUAUCAGGAGACUGCCAGUCGUACCACAGUGUCACAGAGGUGAUCGAGCACUACAGGGACAGCCCAAUUCAGCCAUUUGGAGAACACCUGACUUCCAGCUGUUCUCAGGAGAGCACAGGUGAACUGUAUGAUGUGGUGAACUACACUUCCAAAGGGAAGUCAGGGGUGAGUGUCCAGGCUCUGCGGGCUCUGUGGGACCAGAAAAAACACCAUCAGAGUGACUCUGGUCAUCACCACAGUACUCAGCAGCUGAACAGCUCGGCUGUAGCACAGUUUCCUGCUCUGCUUCCAAAAUCUAACAGCAGAAAAUUGACUGGGACAGUGUCCAUGGGUGCAGUGUCCCUCACUCAGGGUGCACCUCCACUACCAAAGAGAGGUGUUACUCUGGGCUUGUCUCUGAGGGAAUCUUUACCAGACAAAACUUCAGUACGACAGAGAGGAAGCACAAGCUCAUUUCUAAAGGAUCUGUUUCCACCUGGAAGAAGCUGCUCUGACCUGAUACAGGCUGAGAGCAGGAGCAUGUCUCUGCAGUCCCUCCCACAGCUGGACAACAACAAAAUGGAGGGGGAGGAGGAGGGGGAGGAAGAGGAGGAGUACUCUAAGAAGCUGCAAUUCACAACAUCAGGAGCCAUUUUUUCUCCCACACCUCUAAAGACAGUCACCUGCGACACCUACUCCAUCCAUAAGCCGUGCGAUGACCUGGGAACACUAAGGUCAAACCCCUUGUACGAGACGUCUGAGGCGCCUGGUGCGAGUUCAGCUCAGCAGGGUAACAGCAUGUACGCCAAGGUCCCCACAAGACCAACACCUGCCGGCCUACCUGAUGACACCUAUGAGCAGAUCCCUGGAAAGCCCAUUGCCACUGUCCACAGCAACACCUACGAGUCUCUGGAUGAUAUGAAGAAGCCUAAAUCCACCUGGGGGAAAAAUUUAUUUACACCACCACCACAGCACACAUUCGAGCCAUCACCCACUGCUACUGACUGGAGGAGUGUGAGGAUGGUGGUGAGGACAGCAGAGAAGAUCAAGGCGAAAGAAACUUCUCUUCCCCUUAUUCAGGAUCUGGCACGGGAGCGCUGUGUGUCCCGAGCCAGAAACAGCACCCACGAUACCUCUCACCCCCACCAUGGACUGUUUACCCCGCUGGCCUCUGGGAAGUGGUUCAGGUGCAUCAGGCUGGACAACAUGAGGCGCCAUGCUGCAGUACGGAGGAAAAAGGAUUCUGUCUGCUCAUGCUCCUAA
Messenger RNA from Solea solea (common sole), 1542 nucleotides. RefSeq names its product SH2 domain containing 7 (gene sh2d7). Gene Ontology annotation, cellular component: cytoplasm. The record is from RefSeq and is a predicted model, not a curated record. Lineage: Eukaryota; Metazoa; Chordata; Actinopteri; Pleuronectiformes; Soleidae. The transcript is spliced from 7 exons. The coding region runs from base 1 to 1542 and encodes 513 amino acids.